UCGCAAAGGUAAAAUGAAAAAAAUAAAUAAAUAAAUUUGGCACAAUUUCCACACAUAUCUCUCUUAGGUAAAAUGAUGUCCACAGAUGAAACCCAACCCAAGAAUGGAGCCCUGCACUCUCAUCCGUAAAUGUUUGCGAAGAAUUCUCUUGACCUUCGGAAGAGUUCUUAAAUAUAUAAUACAAACGACACUCUCAAAACCCAACUUGUCCUCGCAACAUCAACAUCAAGAAAAUGUCCAUAAUCCCAAACAACAACCCUUUUGAGGAUACUCCUUUCUCCGCUAUCAUUUCCAAUUCAUUGCCAGAGAAUGCUGCGUUUGUCAACAGCCAAAUUGGUUGGAACGAGACCCCAGAAGCUCAUGUGUUCAAGGCUGAUAUCACGGGGUUAAAUAAAGAGGAAGUGAAGGUUGAGGUUGAAGAUGGUAGAGUGCUUCAGAUAAGUGGUGAAAGGAAGGUAGAGAAAGAAGACAAGAACGAUGCAUGGCGUCGUGUUGAGUAUAGCAGUGGCAAGUUCCAGAGGAGUUUCACGCUUCCAUCGAAUGUCAAAAUGGAUCAGGUUAAGGCCUCCAUGGAAAAUGGGGUUCUCACUGUUACUGUCCCCAAGGAUGUUGAUGCUAAGCCUAUUGAGAAUUAA
Abrus precatorius (Indian licorice) is the source of this 635-nucleotide messenger RNA. Its product is annotated as 18.1 kDa class I heat shock protein-like. The coding region runs from base 234 to 635 and encodes 133 amino acids. NCBI's taxonomy places the organism in Eukaryota, Viridiplantae, Streptophyta, Magnoliopsida, Fabales, Fabaceae. The record is from RefSeq and is a predicted model, not a curated record. Gene Ontology annotation, biological process: protein folding; protein complex oligomerization; response to salt stress. The transcript has a single exon.